Molecule: messenger RNA, 2544 nt
Organism: Xylona heveae TC161
Lineage: Eukaryota; Fungi; Ascomycota; Xylonomycetes; Xylonales; Xylonaceae
Product: DUF221-domain-containing protein
Exons: 6
Coding region: 1-2544 (847 amino acids)
Cellular component (GO): plasma membrane
Molecular function (GO): calcium-activated cation channel activity
Source: RefSeq, a predicted model, not a curated record
AUGGAGGACUUCGAGAUAUUUAAGAAAAAGAAUGAGACUUGGCAUCCGGUCGAUCAAACAAGCAAUCAAAAAGCUCUGUAUACCCAGCUCGUCAUUUCUUUUGCGCUCGGAUUGGGUGCAUUUCUAACUUUUUGUGUCCUUCGUACCAAAUGGACAGGAUUGUAUGCCGCUCGUAAAAAACAACACGAAGCGGCAUCGAGCUUGCCCGAGCUCCCUAAUACGUUUUUCGGCUGGAUACCAACGCUCAUCAAAAUUAGCGAUGAGGAAGUGCUGGCUUCAGCUGGACUUGAUGCUUUUGUCUUCCUUUCAUUUUUCCGAAUGGCCAAGAAGUAUCUCGCGGUAACGCUCUUCUUUGCGCUCGUAGUAAUCCUUCCAGUCAAUGUUCAUUACGAGAAUGACUGGGGAUGGACCGAUACGAACUCUACAGAACCAUCAAUUCCGUGGGUGGAGCCGUGGACGGUGUCCCAGGGUUUGACCACUCUAAAGAAAUCCAAGAGGAAAGAUCACCCGCCCACAACUCAUCUUUGGAUGUAUGUCGCCUUUACAUACCUCUUCAGUAUAUUUGCAUUCUAUCUUCUCAUCGUGGAGACGAAACGAAUCAUACGAAUACGUCAGGACUACCUUGGCAGUCAAUCAACCAUAACGGAUCGAACAAUCCGCCUGUCUGGUAUUCCGCCCGAGUUCAGAUCGGAGGACAAAAUCAAAGAUUUUAUUGAGAAGCUGGAAAUUGGAAAGGUAGAGAGUGUUACCCUCUGCCGGAAUUGGAAAGAGUUGGAUGAUCUGAUUGCUCAAAGGGACCAAGUCCUGAGGAAGCUUGAGGAAGCCUGGACUGUUUUCUUAGGGAAGCGGCGUGUGGAAAGGAACCUCGAGUCUCUGCCGGUUGCACAACCUUUACCACCUGACCCUUUGCCUCUACAAAGUGGGGAGGAUGAAGAAAGUCGACUGCUAAAUGAUGUUGAGGCAACAGAAGCCCACUCUGCACCCUAUGCUCGUAAAAGGCCUGCCACUAGAAUCUGGUAUGGGCGGUUCAAUCUUCAAAGCAAGAAAAUCGAUGCCAUUGACUACUACACGGAAAAACUACGUCAACUGGACGAAAAGAUUACGACGGCGCGACAAAAGGAAUACCCUCCAAUGCCUUUGGCCUUUGUCUCAAUGGACUCCGUUGCCGCUUGUCAAAUGGCUAUCCAAGCCAUCCUGGACCCACUCCCCAUGCGGUUUCUGGCGAAUCCGGCUCCAGCACCCUCAGAUGUUGUGUGGCGUAAUACUUAUAUUUCACGCACAAGCAGAAUGAUCCGUGCGUGGUCAAUUACUGUAUUUAUUGCAUUUUUGACAGUCUUUUGGUCCGCGUUGCUCGUGCCGAUAGCAGGAUUGCUCAACUUGGAGUCAAUCCAUAAAGUGUGGCCGCAACUCGCUGAGACCCUCGAGAAACAUCAAAUUGGAGGAGCUUUGGUCCAAACCGGAUUACCCACAUUGAUUCUUUCUUUGCUCAAUAUUGCUGUUCCUUACUUGUACAAUUGGCUCUCAAAUAUGCAGGGCAUGACUUCACAGGGCGACGUUGAGCUUUCUGUCAUCUCCAAGAACUUUUUCUUCACAUUUUUCAAUCUAUUUGUUGUUUUCACCGUAUUUGGAACCGCUUACAAUUUCUACGGCUUUGUUGACAGCUUCCGGGAUGCCCUUCGAGACACCACACGAGUGGCUUAUACUCUUGCUGCAUCUUUGCAGGGUCUGGCCUCAUUUUACGUGAACCUUAUAAUUCUUCAAGGAUUAGGACUCUUUCCUUUCCGGUUACUUGAAUUUGGUGCUGUUGCAUUGUAUCCAUUGGGCUUGAUUGGUGCCAAGACUCCUAGAGAUUAUGCGGAACUUGAGCAACCUCCAGUGUUCAGUUACGGCUUCUUCCUUCCGCAGACGAUGCUCAUAUUCAUCAUUUGCACCGUAUACAGUGUCUUGCCGAGCUCGUGGCUCGUGUUAUCAUUCGGUCUGAUAUACUUUUCCAUUGGCGCAAUUACCUACAAAUAUCAGCUCCUCUAUGCCAUGGACCAUAGACAGCAUUCGACUGGAAGAGCUUGGACAAUCAUUUGUAACCGCGUCAUUCUUGGUCUGAUUGUCUUCCAACUUGCAAUGGCCGGUGUCCUUGCGCUCAAGACGGCGUUUAAACGAUCCGCGCUAAUCUUGCCUCUGAUAAUCGGAACCAUCUGGUUCAGUUACUUUUUCUCACGCUCCUUCGAGCCUCUGACUCUAUUUAUUGCUCUCAGGAGCAUCCACCGGCCGGAUCAUCCUGACACCUAUGUCUCAGAGAAUAGCUUCACGCAAGCUCUUGGCCAUAGGGUUGACCCUUCUGCCGAGAACGGGGCACCCCGUGGCCGGACGGUUGACGAACAACGUGAGACUGGUCUUCGAUUCAUGAAUCCCAAUCUCACUUCCGAGUAUGUGUGCCAGGUCCAUUUGGGGUGUUUGCGUACAUCAUUGCUAAUUUUUAUCUUUAGAUUGGGAGGUGUCUGGAUCACGAAGAGGCAUAAUACGAGGAGUGGAUCCAACUCACCAUGA